CGCCUGCUCCAUGUCUGCUGGGUAAAAAUCCCACCCCAGCAGCAGCAGCAGCGACUGCUGCUGCUCUUUUUGUCUCUCUCUCCGUCUCUGUCUCUCUCUCUCUGUCUCUCUCUCUUCCUCUCUCUGUCUCUCGUUACACCUCGACGGGUCCGCGUCGCCUUGCGUUGCUUUUACUUUGCGAGGGUUUCGCGGGAGGGGAGGCGGGGAAUGUCACGGAGAUGCGACGGCGAUGCAACAACGCGCGCGGCGACUCAAACGCGCGGAGGCGCUCGUACCGCAAAGGCUUCGCAAGCGAUGGCACAGGACGGAGGAGAGGGCGCACAGGGAGCCUCCUCGCUGGAUCUGGAUGAUGCUGCCCUACCAGUACCCUCCAUGCCUCCCGCGCUCGCUCGGGCCCUGGCCGCCCUCACAGCCGCCCUCUCAUUCAUCGUCAGCUACGACGGCGCAUUCGUCUUCGACGACUCAGAGGCUGUUGUGGGCAACAAGGACCUCAAGCCCGAGACCCCUCUGUCGUCGCUUUGGACAGACGAUUUCUGGGGCGGGCGCCUAAGCAGCAACACCAGCCACAAGUCGUAUCGGCCCCUCACCGUGCUCACGUUCAGGUUCAACUACUGGGCGAGCGGAGGGCUGAACCCGACGGGGUUCCACCUGGUGAACAUCGCGCUGCACUCCGUCGUCUCGGCUCUGCUCUACGACGUCUGCUGCCUGCUGGUCGGGUGGCGCGGGUCCCGCGGAUCGCCGGCGUGUCGCACGGCGCUGCUCGCCUCCGUCAUGUUCGCCGUGCACCCCGUGCACGCGGAGAGCGUCGCCGGCGUCGUCGGUCGCGCCGACCUGCUGUGCGCCCUCUUCUUCUUCCUCUCCUUCAUCAGCUACGCGGCGGCGUUCACCGGCUCGGAGCACGGGGCCGCGAGUGUUUCCGCGACGUGGAUCGUGCUGUCGGUGACACUGAGCGCCGUAGCCACUCUCUGCAAGGAGCAGGGCGUCACCGUCAUCGCCCUUUGCUCAGCGUACGAUGCCAUCGCCGUCUCUGGGAUCGACCCCCUCGGGUUGGCCAAGUCUGCACUGCAUCUUGGGGGCGUGGGGAUGAGGUCAAAGGUGCCCACCGUGCAGGGCCGCCGGGGCUGCACGCUGGCGUUCGCGUGCCGCCAGGCCGCGCUGGCGACAGCUCUCCUCGCCACGUUGGCGGCGCGGUGGUGGGUGAUGGGCGGCGGCGCUCCGGCGUUCACGCCCGACGAUAACCCCGCCGCCUUCGCCGACGGCCUGCUGACCCGCGUGGUGAACUACAAUUACCUCUACGCCCUCAAUGCCUGGCUGCUCCUCGACCCGCAGUGGCUGUGCUUCGAUUGGUCCAUGGGCUGCGUGCCGCUCAUCUCCGCCGCCUCCGAUUGGAGGAUCGUGGCGCCGCUGUGCCUGUGGCUGGCGCUCGGCGCCCUCUCGCUGCGCGCCCUGCGUGCCCGCGACGAGUCGGAGAGAAGGCGGCUCCUGCUGGCGCUGGUGCUGCUGCUGGUGCCGUUCGCUCCGGCCGCGAACGUGCUGGUGCGCGUGGGGUUCGUGCUGGCGGAGCGCGUCCUCUACACGUCGGCCGCGGGCCACGCGCUGCUCGUGACCCACGGCCUCUCCCGCCUAGCGCGCCGGCGCCCGCGCCACAAGAGGCUCCUGGGAGUGCUGUGGCUGCUGCUGGUGGCGCUGCACGUGUCGCGCAGCGUUCACCGGAGCGCCCAGUGGCGCAGCGAGGAGGAGCUCUUCUCAAGCGCGCUGCACGUGUGCCCGCGGAACGCCAAGGUGCACUACAACAUUGGGAAGAACUCGGCGGACAACGGAGACGAAAGGACGGCCAUCGCUUACUACGGACGGGCGCUGAGCCUGCACCCCGCUUACGUGCAGCCCAUGAACAACCUGGGCAACAUCCUCAAGGGCGCGGGGAAGCUGCACGAGGCAGAGCAGCUGCUGAGGAGAGCUGUGCAGAUUCAACCGGACUUUGCGGCUGCCUGGAUGAACCUGGGGAUCGUGCAGAACAGCCGGGGAGAUUUCCUCACGGCUGAGCAGAGUUUCCUCACCGCCCUGCGUCAUCGCAAACAAUACCCCGACUGCUACUACAACCUAGGCCGGCUGUACCUGGACGUGCAGAGGCCGGCAGACGCGCUGGAGGCUUGGCGCACCGCCACCCUGCAGCAGCCAUUGCACCGACUCGCCUGGAACAACAUGGUCGUGCUGCUCGACAACUCGGGGAGCAUGGAGGAGGCGGCGAGGAUCGGCCGGCUGGCCCUCCAAAGUGUCCCCGGCGACCACGGCCUCCUCUUCACGGUGGCCAACGUGCUGGGCAAGAUGGGUCGGUUUCAGGAUUCUGAGGGCCUCUACCUCCAAGCUCUCAAGGGCAACCCGAACGCCGCCAACUAUCACGGCAACCUGGGGGUGUUGUACCACCGCUGGGGCCGGCUGGAGGAGGCGCGCAGGAGCUACGAGACGUCGCUGAGGAUGGAGCCGGGCGACCCGGGAGUACGGGACAACUACGGCCUCCUCCUGCGCAGGCUCGCCCGGGACACGGCCGCCACCGUGAGCCCUCCCCGCGCCGAUUGAAGGAAACGUCCACCCGGCACUCGCUUGGAACCUUAACAACAACAACAACUUGCAAUGAAUUUGUAUAAAGCGAUGCUUUUUUGAGUGAAAAAACACCGCUCCCGAUACGGCGAUCACGGGCGUCGUUGUGGAGAAUCGAAACAACAAAUAAGGAUAUUGGAAUAGGUUUUACCCUUUUAACUGGCACAAAAACUGACACCUUUAUUCAAGGCAUCAUGUUUGCAAUAACCACAAGACAAGCAGUCAAAAUGCAAACAAAAGAGACAACUCUGAUAAUAAUA
Messenger RNA from Petromyzon marinus (sea lamprey), 2858 nucleotides. It is a transcript of the gene TMTC4, whose product is annotated as transmembrane O-mannosyltransferase targeting cadherins 4. Gene Ontology annotation, cellular component: endoplasmic reticulum. Gene Ontology annotation, molecular function: protein binding; mannosyltransferase activity. The record is from RefSeq and is a predicted model, not a curated record. Gene Ontology annotation, biological process: endoplasmic reticulum unfolded protein response; protein O-linked glycosylation via mannose. Lineage: Eukaryota; Metazoa; Chordata; Hyperoartia; Petromyzontiformes; Petromyzontidae.